GACACCUCAAACCUGGAUUCCUCUGCUCUGCAUUAAGUGCUGGAGUUUUUAUUACUUGCUGUAGGGAAGCCGUUGCCAAUGCUUACAAGGAACUGCUUAUCCCUGCUUCUGUGGGUCCUGUUUGAUGGAGGUCUCCUAACGCCACUGCAUCCACAACCACAACAGACUUUAGAAGCAGAGCCAAGAGAAAAUGUUGUCCCAGUGCCAGGGAGGAGGUCAUCUGCCCAGCGAGUCAAACGAGGCUGGGUCUGGAAUCAAUUUUUUGUGCUGGAGGAGUACAUGGGCUCCGAACCUCAGUAUGUGGGAAAGCUUCAUUCUGACUUGGACAAAGGAGUGGGCACUGUUAAAUAUACCCUUUCAGGAGAUGGUGCCGGCACGGUUUUUACCAUUGAUGAGACCACAGGAGACAUUCAUGCCAUAAGGAGCCUAGAUCGAGAAGAAAAACCUUUCUACACUCUCCGGGCUCAGGCUGUGGAUGUUGAUACCAAGAAACCACUAGAGCCUGAAUCAGAGUUCAUCAUCAAAGUGCAGGACAUUAAUGAUAAUGAGCCAAAGUUCCUGGAUGGACCUUAUGUUGCCAGUGUCCCAGAAAUGUCUCCAGUGGGUGCAUAUGUGCUUCAAGUAAAGGCGACAGAUGCUGAUGAUCCCACUUACGGAAACAGUGCUCGAGUGGUUUACAGCAUUCUUCAGGGGCAACCAUAUUUCUCCAUUGAUCCGAAGACAGGUGUAAUAAGAACGGCUUUGCCAAAUAUGGACAGAGAAGUGAAAGAACAAUAUCAGGUUCUAAUCCAAGCCAAGGACAUGGGAGGACAGCUGGGAGGACUAGCUGGUACUACCACUGUAAACAUUACUCUCACGGAUGUCAAUGACAACCCACCCAGAUUUCCUAAGAGUAUCUUCCAUUUAAAAGUACCUGAAUCCUCUCACGUUGGUUCUGCUAUUGGAAGGAUCAGAGCUGUCGACCCUGAUUUUGGGAAAAAUGCAGAAAUUGAGUACAACAUAGUUCCAGGAGAUGGAGGAAACUUAUUUGACAUCACAACAGAUGAGAACACCCAGGAAGGAGUCAUCAAACUGAAAAAGCCAUUAGACUUUGAAACAAAAAAGGCAUACACCUUUAAAGUUGAGGCCUCCAAUCUCCAUCUUGACCAUCGGUUUCACUCGGUGGGACCAUUCAAAGAUACUGCCACUGUGAAGAUAAAUGUGUUGGACAUGGAUGAACCUCCAGUUUUCAGCAAGCCUGUGUACACAAUGGAGGUUUAUGAGGAUACGCCUGUGGGGACCAUCAUAGGUGCGGUCACAGCACAAGACCUCGAUGCUGGCAGCAGCUCGGUUAGAUAUUUCAUCGAUUGGAAGAAUGAUGUGGACAGCUACUUUACAAUAGAUGCUACCGAAGGAACCAUUGCUACUAAUGAAUUACUGGACAGAGAAAGCACUGCACAGUACAAUUUCUCUAUAAUUGCAAGUAAAGUUAGUAACCCACUACUAACCAGCAAAGUCAACGUUAUAAUAAAUGUCCUGGAUGUCAACGAGUUUCCUCCUGAAAUUUCAGUUCCAUAUGAGACAUCUGUAUGUGAAAAUGCCAAACCAGGACAGGUGAUACAGACUGUCACUGCAGCAGACAAAGAUUUGUCACCAGCUGGGCAAAGGUUUUCCUUCAGACUGUCAGCCGAAGCGUCCAACAAACCAAAUUUCACAGUCCAUGACUACAGAAACAACACAGCUGGGAUUGAAACCAGGAGAAAUGGUUACAGCAGAAGGCAGCAAGAGCUGUACUUUCUUCCACUAGUAAUAGAAGAUAGCAGCUACCCUGUCCAGAGCAGCACAAACACAAUGACUAUCCGUGUUUGCAGAUGUGAUUCUGAUGGCACCAUCCUGUCCUGCAACGUGGAAGCAAUCUUCUUACCAGUAGGCCUCAGCACAGGAGCGCUGAUUGCAAUCUUGUUGUGUAUUGUUAUACUUCUAGUCAUUGUGGUACUGUAUGUAGCACUACGGAGGCAGAAGAAAAAGGACACCCUGAUGACCUCUAAAGAAGACAUCAGAGAUAAUGUUAUCCAUUAUGAUGAUGAAGGAGGUGGAGAAGAGGACACCCAGGCUUUCGACAUAGGUGCCCUGAGGAAUCCCAAAGCGAUUGAAGAUAACAAAAUACGCAGGGACAUAAAACCAGACACCUUGUGUUUUCCACGUCAGAGACCACCAGUUGAAGAUAACGCAGACAUAAGAGAUUUCAUUAAUCAAAGGCUGCAGGAAAAUGAUGUAGAUCCAACUGCACCUCCUUAUGACUCCUUGGCAACCUAUGUUUAUGAAGGAAAUGGAUCUGUUGCAGAGUCUCUCAGCUCUAUAGACUCCCUUACUACAGAGGCAGACCAGGAUUAUGACUAUCUGAGUGACUGGGGACCUCGCUUUAAGAUCUUGGCAGACAUGUUCGGACAAGAAGAAAGUUAUAACCCUGACAAAGUCACUUAAGUACAACUACAACAGUGAAAUAAAAAGAAAAGUAAACCAACAACAAAUUUAAAAGAUAAACCUAAGCUUUAUAAUAGGACAGGAUUCCUUUGAUUAUAAAAGACAGCAACUGUUUCCAGCAAGUUACUACAUGUAUCAUACUGUCAGUUUUGGUUUGAUCUGCGAAGGAAAGAUAAAUCCUGUAAUAUACACAGUUUUUUGUUGUUGUUAUUUUGUUACUCUGGAAUUACACUGAGACAAGCUCAGGCCUACAAGGUACAGUUUACUGACCUGACUUAGAAGGAAGAUAGCUUUCUGGCAUCACAGUGGAAGAGUGGUAGCUUUUUCGUAAUUCCACUAAAGUGCCUAUUGAAACUUUUAUCAUUUAAGUGGUAAAGAGUCUGCUGUGAUGGUGUUACAAAACUGAAUGGUAAAUUGGUCAAGAACUUUAAGACAAGAAGCAAUAGCAACAUGCUGACUUCUUUUAGAACAAAAAUGGAGAUCGCUUCCUGAAGUAUAUCUAAUGACGAAAACUAAGGGGGGGUGUAC
Grus americana (Whooping crane) is the source of this 2991-nucleotide messenger RNA. It is a transcript of the gene CDH12, whose product is annotated as cadherin 12. The record is from RefSeq and is a predicted model, not a curated record. Gene Ontology annotation, biological process: calcium-dependent cell-cell adhesion; cell-cell junction assembly; cell morphogenesis. The transcript has 11 exons. Gene Ontology annotation, cellular component: catenin complex; adherens junction; plasma membrane. The coding region runs from base 79 to 2463 and encodes 794 amino acids. Lineage: Eukaryota; Metazoa; Chordata; Aves; Gruiformes; Gruidae. Gene Ontology annotation, molecular function: cadherin binding; calcium ion binding.